Messenger RNA from Pomacea canaliculata, 8488 nucleotides. RefSeq lists its product as uncharacterized. Lineage: Eukaryota; Metazoa; Mollusca; Gastropoda; Architaenioglossa; Ampullariidae. The record is from RefSeq and is a predicted model, not a curated record. The transcript has 6 exons. Bases 541 to 1290 code for a protein of 249 amino acids.
GCUUCACCCUAAGUAGAGACCUCUGUUGUGAAAAUAGGCUGAUGUCGUACAACUUCACGUUUUAUACUUGAAAGUUUCAUUAUUAUAAAUUCUUCUUGGAGACCUGCAGUUAGAGACUGUCUUUUUCAUUUUUUUAACAAUUAAUUUAAAGUUGCUUGUCUUAUAUAGUGUUGUCGACAAAUGUCAACUAAGUGCUUAUAAGCACUGUGUCGUGCAAAUACGAUCCACGGUUCAAGCGGCCAAACAUGGAAGACUUUAUUGGUGUUGGGUGGUUCAGCAGCCCAAGCAAACUUGGUGCAGUUUUAGCGAUCCUUUGCAAUUUUCCAGUUUCUGCUGCAGUUAGCUUUUGUUUCCAUGGAAACCAGGACAAUGUAAAGUCAUUGAGAAAUCAGUCCUGCUUAUCAGGAUCAAUCCAAUCUUGUUACAUCAGAAGUCAUCGAUGACAGAGAUUUCAUUCCCACAACGUCUUCAUUUUCAUCGGCCAGUACAGAAUUACUGUAUGGAGCGGAAGUGAGCACAGUGGAAAAAGACAGUCCUCAUAUGUGCAUGGUUUUUCGAUAUAUCCUUCAAGAGGAGCUAUCCCCAGAAAUGUCAUCUCGCUCAGUGUUUGCUAAUUUUUCUUGUGACUUUCAAAACUGGUGUAAGGGUCGACAGUCAGGCUUGAUUUACUACAAUGUGAGCGUGGUAGUUGAAAAUACAGAAAGUGUAAAAGGUGACCUUUAUUGUUGUGAUGGCAACAACUGCAAUAUGGCUUCUGUGAUUCGCCAGCUUCCCCCUCAGCAGCUCUGUUACAGAGCCAAGCAUUACUUUGGUGAGGAUUCAUACACAGGAACUGUUGUGUCCUGUAGUGAUCCUGAUGCUUGGUGCAUCCGCUCACGCUUGUUUAAUACUACACCCAUAACCACAACUUAUGACUGUGACAACCAUCAACUUUGCCAGCACUUCAACAUGACUUCAGGGUCAUCUUAUGUGUGCAGGAAUGUCACCCAAAAAAGCGAGAAAGAAGAAGUGUGCUGCUGCUCCAGCAAUGUUUGCUUCAAGCCAUUUGAUACAGUUUCCUCAAGCAUCUUUGGCUCGCCACUGACAGAACAACUUGAUGACCGCAGUGCUGGCAUUGGUAUUGUUACAGUGGGCUGCAUUGUGGCUUUCACACUCCUAGCUCUUGUUGGAGGUGGGGUAAUGGUGGCUUUGAUGUAUCAGCGCCGCAGUCAACCAAGCAUAAGUGCACUGACACUGACAUACAGUCGAAUUGAGGAAGAUGAUGUUUCAGACAGUGUUCAAAUGCUCUGAUUAUUCUGAUGUAAGUGUGUAGCAGAUCUUUAUUAUAGGAAUUUUGUUGUGUCGUUCCAUCCAUCUGGUUUUCUAUUCCAAUCAGAUUAGUAAUCUCCUCUCUUUCUUGCCAUCUCUUGAUUUACUCAUUUUUCCUAAUUCAUUUUUCUCCUAUUACUCAUCAAUUGCUUGUUAUUUUUUGCCUUUUAUAUUUUCUUCCAUUUUAUUGUCUGAUCUUUAGUUUGUCCUAGCAUUAUCAUGCUCUUCAAUAUUAUAUUUCUGAGAUUAUUAUUCCUUAAACUAAUGUGAUUUGGAAUCAUAAUCAUUGAAAUGCGAUUAAUUACAAACCUGAAAACAUCUUUUACUUUAGAAUUGUAGAAGUAAAAUUGUAAUUGUAAAUUGAAAAGUACAAAUAGGAUUUGUGGUAUGUGUGAGACUUGUGUCUAAAAUAUAGACACCAUGAAGAAUUAUAACCCAUUUUAAAUAAUUACUGAAAUAAUCUCCUUUCACCCUUUCAUAAUGAUAUUAGAGAAGUAAAUACAUUUGUAAUUGCUCACUUAUUUAACUCAUUUGCAACACAAGGAUGAGAUAGAGUUAGCUAUCCUUGAAUGCACAAAAAUAUAUACUGUUUCCCCAAAAGCUUGUUUUAACUAAAUGAGAUAAAAUAACAAGACAGACUUGUAAGAAAAGUACAAAUUAUGCAUAAAUAAACUGUUACUAUCUCAAGCCAUCCUAAAAGCAUAUAUUUUUUUCAUAAAUCCAACAGAAAUGAGGUUUGUCAACCGGAUUUUUGAAAGUGUUUUCUACAUACAGGAUUAUGCAGAGAGGAGGUCUGGUGUUGGGGGAGAUUUUUAAACUUCUGGUCCGAGUUGUUUGCUUAGUGGUCUUAUGGAGCUGUGUUUGGAAAUACUUGAGCUAUCAUAAUUAUUGAUUUUUUACCCAUCUUUCAUGCCUAUAAUAUUUGUGUAAAAAAUAUAACAGUCAAUAGUACCCUUAUAAACUACUUGUCUGUGGUGCAGCCACUCACAGUAGGCCAUAUAUACACAAAGAGAAUGUGUUAUAUAAUAAGGCAUCCAGGGUACAGGAAUAUUCAGUUUUAUUUACUCUUCUUUGCACAUGUUUUUGGAAACUGACUUUGUGCAGCCCUUGGCAACUUGAGCUUUGAUGUCGGUGAAAAUUGAAGACAUACUGAUCUUUCUAACCUGAUAUCAUGAUUUUAACAGACUGCGCAUACCAUUGCAUUUAAAGCUGCUAAAACUGUCAUUGGUGCAAAAUGUCUUAUUGGAAGCGAGUGAUGUUCCUUAGCUUUUCUGAUUUGAGGAGGCUAGCUGUCCUGAUUUUUGGGUUUUUAUGUUGACCUGUUGGAAAUUUUAUGCCAGUCAUUUGACACACACUUGGUUGUUGUGCUGAACUAUUUAAUAGUCUGCAGCCUUUUGGUUUUCAUCUACACCCUCCUAUUGUUCUGUCUACUGCUUGCCUCUUUUAUCUACUGCCCGGCUUAGCAGUUUCUUCAUGCAGUUCAUAAGUGAGGUCAUACAGUUGAUGCAGUUGUCUAUUUUUUCUACCGUGUAAUUAUGAACAGUACUGAGUACUAAUUGAUCUGCUUUUAUUACAGUUUAAUAAUGACUUUGUAGAUCUGAACUAAGAGCUGCAGAACUGUAACUCCAAAACAUCUUAAUGUGUGAAAAGAUGUGACAAAUGCAUUUGCCAUUUUUGGGCUAUCUUCAGUUGCUUUGAUACUCUUGCAAGAAAGAAAUAGAAAUUUGUCUUCCAUGAUAUCAUUUUCUGCAGAAGAUUAUGGUAGUAUUUUGACCAUAAGUACCAGACCAAAAUGAAAUGUAAGCAAACAGAUUUGCAGCACAUGAAGGAUGAUGUUGAUUUGUCCAAAAUAUUAUAUCGGUAGAUUUGCUCAGCUUCCUUUUCUGUAGUCUGUGAAUUAAUCACAGUUUUUCAAAAAGGCAUUCUGCUCACUAUCCUAUGAGUAGUAAAAAAUGAUUGACACCUAUGUGAUCUGUUCUAUGACUGGAACAAUGGUGUGCUGAUAGUAUUUGCAGUCUUGAUUACAUUUUUUAAUUAUCAUUAUUUUAAAAACAUCGUGAGUUUGCUUAUAGGGCUGGGAUAUGGCACCAUAUAAGCAUACUUUAUCAUCGUCAUCGUCAUCUAUAAUUUUGCUUUCAUACCACUAAUUUUGCAAACCAUUUGUGUUCCCUUUUAAACAUCAUAUUCCAUGAUGUGUUUUAUAUUUAAACUGUGUUUGCUUGCCUAUAAUUCUUGCCUACAGUAUUUAGUGAAGUUCCUUUUGGUCUUAUAAUUUCUUUGGAUCAAGCAUCAAAUGUUCUGCUGAUUCAAUAUUGGACUGUUUAUUGAUGCAGAAUUGACCAUGUCUAUGUAUGUUAUUUCUGUCACCUGGAACUGUUACAAACAUCUACACAGUCUCAGGAAUCUUUGUCUCAUGCUGACUCAAUUCUCUGGAUCAUUCUGCUUAACACAUUGACAGACUUUAAAAGAUUUAGUCUACAGCGAUCAGGCUUGUUACACCCACUGACCACAUCACACAUUCUACAGUCACUGAACUGUCUCUCAGUCCAGUAGCACAAUGUCUGAAGGAUUAUGAAACAUGCUUAUUCAUGAGAAAGAGAGCUCCAGUGUACUAGCAGUAGUUUGUGCCUGUGUACCAGCCAUUUCACUGCCUUUGCUUAGCCUUGCAGACCUGCUUUUGCCUUCCAACUCCAAAAGACACCAACAGUAAGUGUUUCAGGGUUAGGGUAUUGCAAAAUACAGCUUCUGUUCUCUGGAACCCUCUACCUUCCUUUUUUGUUGACGUAACAACAACAAUACAGUGCAUAUACAUGUUCACAUAUAGUGCCUAUCCCCAGAACCUGCUGGGCUCAAAGUGUUUAACAUACACACAGGCACACGAACACGUGUCUUUUUAGAGUUGACACCUAUUUUGCUUUACCAGUUCACAAAAUGUUUGUAGAACCAUUCUGCCAGAUUCACAAUUAAGACAAUGUAUUUUUCACAUUUGAGAUGAUGAUAAACUUUUGAAUUCAAGAAAUAGUAGCACUCACUUGAGCUUUUGGCAUGUAUCUGCAUGCCUUCAUCAGCAUACUGCUCCGUGUUCAAUUCAUUUCCAAAAAUAGUAUAUAGAUCUAUAGGUUAGCGUUCAGUGAUGUUCAGGUUUAGUACUGGUGAAUGUCACAAAAUAACUUUGGAGCAGUUUCAGACCUAAAGAGAGCUCUUGAUGUCAUUAUUACAGAUAACCAGCACAUAAGCAAAACUACAAGUGGAUAGCUGAGUGGUUAGAGCACACACACACGCUAGUAAUUGUGAUACAUCUUGGGUGCAGACUUCUUACUUCCUUUUAACCCAACUGUUGAAUUAGUACCUGACCUCUUAAAGGAUUGGGAAAGGAAAGAUAGGUAUAAAGGGUAUAGAAGAUAAUAACAAUAAGAACACACAAAAGCUCUCUGCAGGAAAAGUGCUCUUUGACAUUUAAAUUCCUAAGGACCAAAAGGUUACAAGAAUGAGGACUGCCCUUAAAUCUCCUUUUUUUCACACCAGACUGAAGUGAGCUUCAUUGUAGCUUGAAUUUGCGUGUGUGUUUGAGAAAAUGUGUGUGAUGGAAAGAAAACAAAAAGAAAGAAUGAAAAAACAUUUGCCAGACUCAUUCCUUUUAGUUUAGCAUUAGUAGGUAUGAUAUUUAAUAGACACAACCCGAACUCAAAGCAUGCAUUACUGUAAUAUAUUAAGAGUCCAACUGUCUGAUGUGAUGAAACAUUAUUUGUGCACACUCCUACUCCAUGAUCAUGACUUUUUGAUGUUUAAUGUGUGUACAGAUAUAUAUAUAUAUUUACAUUUAUGUAUAUGUCGAUCAUCAGAAUAUUUCUGUAUGUAUGUCAUGGUCAUCUGUUUUUCUACCAUUACUAUCAAUAUUGUUGCUAUGUUUGACUUUGCAAAAAAUUAUUUUUUAUAUUGAGCAUCAAGUCUAGAAUGCUAAACAAUUUCUACUAAUAUUUAUUCAUCUUUAGGUUUUAUAAGAGAAUAGUGAUAAAAGUGUCAAGAUCAAAUGUAAAGAAAUGCCUAAUAUAUUCUGUGAUACUCUUUGCACUAGAAUAUGUUUAUAAAAUAACAGAAUAUUUUACUCUUUUGGUUAAAGUACAUGUCCCUCUACUGAUAAUAUGGAUGUCCUCUCCAUAAUGUGAAUGAUAGGCUCUCAGUGCUACUUUUAGCAUUGUCAGUGAUUCAGUGCAGAUAACAGUAGGACCAGUAAACAGUCCAACUUUUUUUUAAUGGUAAACUGCAUAUGCAGCUCUGAAAGAAACUUCGAGAGGGUAGAAAUAAAAUACUUGCUGCUUCUAUUAAGAAACAAUUGUUGGAAGGCAGGCAUCUCUGUACUUCGUCUGACACUAUUCCAUUCCUAGACCUUUUCAUUAGGACAAAAUCUUUUGGUGAAUGCAUUUUCACCCAUCCGGCAUCUACUUGUUAGAACUCCUUCAUGUGAUAUGUCACCAGUUGACAUAAGUAAAAAAAAUUUUCAAGUUUUAAGAAAUUAUUGUUACAUAUAUUAUUUACCCCUUUUGUUGUUUUCAUUUGUUCUUGUUGUUUGAGCAUGCAAGUGGAUUAGCAUUCAUGGUAUAAAUGUUGUGGUUUACAAAUGUGCAUUUAUUAUUAUUAUUACGACAAACUUUUUUUCAUCUUUGGAUAUUUGAAGAAAAAUCAAAAUUUUCCUUCAACAUACAUUUUUUACGAGUCUAAGCCAUCAUUAUGUGUCUACAAAUAGAGUUCUGGAACAAAGCGUUGUGCUCUUGAACAGAAUGUAACUAGCCGAAAAACAGAUGGUGAAUGCGUUUAUUAAUAUAUAAGGAAGAGUGUGUGAGAGAGAGAGAAGACAAACACCACCAUGCAAUAUGUAAUGCAUGUCUGUGAGUGUUUAGUUCUUUUCCUACAAUAAUUCAAAAGCACUUACAGGAUAUUUUAGGAAGAAAGAUUAAAGGCACUUGUCUCAGAAACCUUUGAGAUGUACAUAGUCUGGGCUUUCUUGAUUGUAAGCAAAAUUUAUAUAUUUUUGUACUUAAACAGACUAUUUUACACUGUUUUAAGAGCAUUAAUUUUAUCAUUGUUCAAAUUAUCCCCAAAGAUAAAUCCCCCAAAAAUGAGUGCAUCAAAAUGUCUAUUUUUUCACAGCACUUUCUGUGGUGAGUUUUCAUUUUUAUCCCUUGUCUUAAGGAAACUUUGUUGGUAUGAGUUAAAAUGACUGGCAUAUUGUGGCUAGUCGGCUCCAACCUUUCUAAAGUGCAGGAUUUUAUUCUUUGUAUAUUUAAAGGAUUUCUUUUUGAUUUACUAAACUGUUAAAUGUCUAUGAAAGAAGUAGACAUGUCAAAAACAGCAAUGAAAACGUUUUGCAGGGUACAAGAAUGUGCAAAGUUUGGGCAAGUCUGAGGUCUUUUUUUUCUUGAAAAGGUCUUUUUUUUUUUCAAGACUCUGAAGUUUGUGAUAUUUUAUCAACUGAUGUCAGUGAAACCCUGUAGAGUACUCCUAACUAAAGUCAGUUAAAAAUUGUCAUUUUGUUCUGUGAAUAGAAUGUGAUAUAAACUACAUGAUUGAACAUCAUAUCAUGGAAUAAUAUCAUAAGUGCAGUGUUGUAACAGUCUUGGAUUUUUUUAGAACAUGUCUCUGAGUUUCAGAAUGCCAGUAUUAUGUUUUUUUAUCAGCACUGGUUUGCUUACGCUGAUUGAAUAGCUUACCUUAUGUGACAUGAUGAUGGUGUUUUAUGCAUCGUUAAAUAAGUCAUUUUUCAGCAUGCGUAUGUUUACCAUACAAAUACAAGAAAUUGCUUGUACCUCUGUUCUUAAACUUCAUCCACACACUUUGUUGUCAUCUGUUUGCAGAUGUUUGGGUUCCUUUUCUGUAUGGUUGACCCACUUUCUUUGCAGUCUUUCACAGUGCAUUAAGCUUGCCUCUUAUGCUCAAAUGUGCUGUACGAAUUCAUUUAUUUUUAUUUAAUUAUCAGUUACUACUUUAGUAUCCCUUUCUAAUUAUUGUGCUGUGAUAUUAUGAAAAGAUGACUGAAAUGUUUACCCUUUUUGAUGAUGGGUACCAUCAGCCAUACGUUUUGCUUUCCAGCAGUAAGUGGAUAACUGGAUUUUUCUGAAUGUUUAGAAAUGAGGCCUAUUAGUAUGCUGGUAAAUUUAAGAAUUUUUAAAUUCUUAUGUCCAGCAUCCAAAGAAAGUGUUUUAACAUUAUUCUUUUAUUGGCAUAGAGGUAUUGAGAAUCUGUCGCUUAGUUAUAUUAAUGGCAUAGAUAGUGCAGUUAUAUUAAUGGUAUCUUACUGACCAUGAGAGUGAAUCUUGUCUGAGAAUUUAUAGCAAUGUGUCACAUGUUGUUUGUUAUAUUUCACCUGCUUUGCAUAGCAGUGGUUUUUACACAGACAUAAUGCCACAAAUAUGGCUUAAUGCAAAUUUAAAAGCAAUUGCAUUGACCACCGUCCAAUAAGAGAUCUAAAGGGUGCACAAGACCAGCCCUUCACCGCUGCUGCAUCUCAUUAAAUACUCUCACCCCCUCACAACAUCAGGUACCAGCCACAGCCUGGCCUGCUCACGGUCCAGCUGGUUUAAGUUAAGGGAGUGGUGAUGAUAAUGAUGCAUUGGCCAUGCUUUAUGACAGCUAAGAUUGCAUUUCUAGGUACAAACUUUAUAGUAUUAACAUGGUGGUUUCUUAGAUGAUCUGGGCCACAUGAGUUCUGUUCAGUUAAGCUGCUAAGACUGCAAGGUGAAAUAGGUUAGGAUGCUUCUCUUUAUUAUUUGAAUUCUAAUGUGUCAACUUCCACAGUUAUUGUUCACCAAGGUGUUAUGUUUGUUUUGGAGAGGGAAACUUCUCCAGUUUUUAUGAUGAUAGAUAUGUUUUAGUUCAUUAUUUAAUUUAUUAAACUGUAUCAGCAUUGAGAAGUGAAUAACAAGAAAAAAGCUUGCCAACUGUUUUCAAGGAAUUUUUCAGAUUUGAAUUUCUCGUGAGAGUUUUAGUUGAUGUGAUGCCACCAUGUGAUACACUCAGGUACAAUAUAUAUAUAUCUUUACAUAUACUCUUUAUGUUUAUACACACAGGUGUUCAUUUUAACAUGCCUAAGGCUUUAUAGGUUAAAUCACUUCAUAUACACAUGGCCAAUCAUUUAAAGCCACCAUCUUUUUUGUGUGCAAUAAAGAUUUUUGUCUUGCUUGUC